Messenger RNA from Drosophila kikkawai, 3351 nucleotides. It is a transcript of the gene Tti1, whose product is annotated as Telo2 interacting protein 1. NCBI's taxonomy places the organism in Eukaryota, Metazoa, Arthropoda, Insecta, Diptera, Drosophilidae. Gene Ontology annotation, biological process: chromatin remodeling. Gene Ontology annotation, cellular component: cytoplasm. The record is from RefSeq and is a predicted model, not a curated record.
GCGAAUUUGCCGGCAUUUGGUUCGUUUUAAUCUGUUUUCGUUAUUGUUUCCGUGCCUCCAAGAUGAUGCAUUUGGAGCGGUAUGUGACGAAGAUAAAGCCCGCCAUCGAGGGAUUCAUAAAGGAGCCCAACAAGGACAACCUGUCUGCGGUGGAGCGCGAAAUCGAGGGAUUUAACUUUGGCGAAAUGCGCAUCUACCAGGUGCAAACGCUGGUUCCCUUGGUGCUGAAGCUGGACGAACUGUCCGGGGAGAACCAAGAGCUGCGCACCAGCCUGAUGAACUGCCUGAGCAACAUUGUCUCGCACACAUACCUGGCGGAUGACAAGGGCUUGCGAUCCAUCCUGGUGGUGGUGCUGCAACAGAUUCGCGAUCCCAAGGCGGCGGCUAUGCUACCGAAUCUUUCCGAAGAAAUCAAACUGGCAGCAAUACAGUGCAUUUUCGAGGCACUGCGUCGGUCCACCAGCGAUGUGCUGGAGUCGUUUUACGUCAAGGAGACAGCCAUGUUGCUGGGACAGAUCCUGCUCACGCUCCUGGAGAUCAUUGAGCGGGAAAAGUAUCGGAAAUUGGUGCAAUCAGCCCUGCAGUGCCUGCUGGUGGCUUUCUACGUUCACGACGAAUCCGAUCCGGUGGAUGUGGUGCUGCGCAAUCAGGUGGCCGAUACCAUUUUUAUAUUCCUUCCAAAGGUCCUUAUAGUACUUUUUAAGACAUCCUUAAAGGAUGACACGGUUGGCGAAACCAUAAAAUCGAUGGCCAUUCAAGCCCUGGGUCGCAUCAUCUGCAUCAUGUUCGAGGAAACCACGGACGAGUAUAUGAAAAUGCGUUACGACGUCGAUGCCUUUCGAAAUCUUUUCAACGGCACCAACGGCCGCAUAGAGCCGGAGGGUGAGUUCAACUAUUUCGGCAAAAAAAAGGGCUCCAUCGAGCAGAAUGAGGAGCGACUGCAUCAAAUGCAAGCGGAGCUGCGUUCGCCCCAAUGGGUGGCGGCCACAUCUCGACGCCUGCGGCCCAUUUUCGUGGAGACAAGUAUUUUGAGGGCACACGAGGCCUUAAGGCUAAGAAAGAGUUAUGCCGAAAUGUGCUGCCUGCUGCUCAGGCACUGUGCCCACAACCUGCGGAGCAACUUCCUCCACAUCCUGGAGAGCGUGCUGGCCCUGUCGGAGGACGAGGACCCUGAGGUGGCCCAACGAUGCAGGGACACCCUGCUACAUUUGCAAGAGAUGCCCAGCAGCCAGGGCAUCUUUGAUGAGAAUGCCGAGAUGCUACUCGAUGCUCACCUGAACAAAUGGCCACGAAUCCUGCACCGCUGCGAGGACAACGAACAGUUCGCCGAGCUGCUCUUCUUCAAGGGAUUCUUGCGCAGCGUCAAUGCUCAGAAACUGCAGCUGCUGCUCUUGGUCCCCAAGAACCUGGAGAUGUUCGUCACCUGCCUGUUGACGGCCCUUGACUUGAGCACCAGUCGGGAGCUUCUGAACGAGGAGUACUCCCUGCGUCGCAUGCGCGAAGGCGACUCCAAGGACUUGGCAGCAGAGCUGUCCAAGCUGACAUGGCGCCAGUUCAAGCAUCUGGGCUCGGACCGAACAGUAGCGAUCCUGUAUGAUAUUGCAGCAAUUUUGGGUGCUGAGCCCACAUUGAACCGCCUGAUCUUCGACUAUUGCCAGGACCUGAUUAAGCAAAAGUCCAUGGCCAUGAACGAGGCUGUGUUACUCCUAACCCUGAUGGUGACGCGGCCGGCGGUGAAGGCGGCGCGUGAAAGUCGCCUGGAGCUAGCGAGACUUUUACUGGACCAACUGCUUUGUGAUGAGCACUGGAAUCUGGCCCUGCAGCCGGACGCAGCCUGGCGACUCAAAGUGGACAAGCCCACUCACUGGUUUGAGGAGCGUACCCCGGGUAUCUAUUCCUCGGCAGUGGAGGUGCGCACCCAGGACUGUGAUUCCGAUGACGAGCAGUCGGAGCAGGUGGUCAGCAAGCGAGUGAGCAUUGCGGACGCCCAGUUCAAUGUGUUACACACCUGUCUGGUGCUAGAUGCAGUGGGACACUGUGCCACCUUCAUUGGCGACACCUUCGACAGGUACAUAUUCCUGAGUCUGCACAAGGUGCUCCUUAAGGUGGCUAGCAGUAACACCAUUGUCCAUCAGGCGGCCAGCUUCGCCUUCGUUUCGAUGCAGCUGGCCUUGAAAUAUGCCGAGCCAUCGCACUUCAUCGAGUGCUCCACGGACUACAUCACUUUCCACCUAAACGCGUUGCUAAAACGGCGCUCUAACGAGAGCACCGCUGCCGUGGACAUUCUCACCGUGGUGCUGCAGUACAGCAGCCGUGGCAAUGUACCCCACCUCGACAGCCUUUUCCAUACCAUACGCGAGGAGUGCUCCAAGUCCCACCAGACGGCCAAUGUGCACUCGUAUUUGCGCGUGUUUAAUGCAUUCCUAAAGCACGUCUCCAACUGGCAGGGUGACGCCGAGGCGGAGGUCAAUGCUGUCGAUCAGCCAAUGCAAGUGGACGAUGAGCGACAGAGUGUUCUCAGCUCAUGGAUGAAUGCGCUUAAGAAGCCACAGUUGCUAGACGAUUUGAAUGGCGAUGCCGAUAUGCCCGAUUCGCCUGCCCAGGAUGACCAGGAGAAUGCAGGUGCAGAAGAUGAUACAGUACCGGAACCCAUGAAGCCAGUACUGCCGCGCCAUGUGGAAAUGGUCAAGGACAUACUAAGUCAGGUUAUCAAGUUCGUUUCGACCGCUGAGCAAUCACAGCAGAUAGCGGCCAUUGAAUGCUUCUCCAGUGGCUUGCCCCUGCUAGCAGCCUACGAGAACGAGCUCCUGCCACUGGUUCAUCUGGUGUGGCAGCCCCUGGUCGAGAAGUUUCGCCAAAAGGAUGCCCUGGUCCUCAACCGUUGCUUCACUCUGCUCCACUUACUGGGCAUUUAUGCCAAGGACUUUAUACUGAAACGAAGUCUCAGCGAUGUGAUACCUCAACUGAAGCAGUUCCUCAAGGCAGCCAGUCGGCACAGCAGCACGGAAGCCAAACAGCAGGCCAAGACCCAGGAGUACAAGCUGCAACUGAAGCUGCUCCAAAGCCUCGCCGACUUCAUACUCGGCCUUCAAAUAGAGGGAAAGCAUCUGCAUGAGCUAAUGUCGACGGCGGCGCUCUACCUCGCGCAGGAGCAGCCGCCGGAACUGCAGACGCUGGCCAGACAGUUUUUCCUCGAGCUGGCGGUCUACAACGGUCCCUUUGUCUACGUGACGCUCCUGCAGCGGGCUCACCUCAAGGACUACAAGGACAACGUUAACCAGAUCCUCGAGGCCAUGGGCUUCAUCCUAGCGGCUAGUGGGCCUAAAGCGUACGACCUUGACCAAUAAAGAA